AUGACUCAUAGGGACUCGCAGUCGCCCCUCGGCGUCCACGGCGAUGCGCCGUUAACGGCAGAGCCGCCGCGCUGCUCCUUCCAUCCGCCGCUCCCUCCACCACCGGACCCCCACCACCGGACCCCCACCACCAGAGCCCCCCCCACCCCCACCCCCCUCCCGGAGCUGCGUCUCCGCCCGCUGGCGCUGCUGAAAUCCGCACCACUGAAAUGGAGACACAAGAGCAUCGCUCUUCCAUCUAGACGGGGGGAGUCUCACCUCACGCAGUCACGGUUCCUGCUCCUGCAGAAGACGGGGGGCACAAUGAGCGAGGAGCCACCGGUCACCCCCGACUGGCUGAGCCCUGACCCCACGGCGUGGGCCAGCGGGGGCGGGGGCCCCACGGACAACGGCACCGGCUUGGGGACGUUCCCGUCCGGGGACCCGCUGGCCCCCGGCCGGCUGCCGCUGCUGGUCAACCCCUGGGACAUCGUGCUGUGCUCGUCCGGGACGCUGAUAGCCUGCGAGAACGCGCUGGUGGUGCUGGUCAUCUGGCAGAACCCGGCGCUCCGGGCCCCCAUGUUCCUGCUGAUCGGCAGCCUGGCCCUGGCCGACCUGCUGGCCGGCCUGGGCCUGGUGCUCCACUUCACCUGUGCCUACCUGCUCCGCUCCGACUCGGCCCAGCUGCUGACCGUGGGCCUGGUGGUGGCCUCCUUCUCGGCCUCCGUCUUCAGCCUGCUGGCCAUCACCAUCGACCGCUACCUGUCGCUCUACUACGCCCUGACCUACAACUCGGAGCGGACGGCGGCCUUCACCUACACCAUGCUGGUGCUGCUGUGGGGCCUGUCGCUGUGUCUGGGCCUGCUGCCCGUCACCGGGGUCAACUGCCUGGCGGAGGAGGCCACGUGCAGCGUGGUGCGGCCGCUGACCAAGAACAACGUGGCCGUGCUGUCCGUCUCCUUCCUGCUGCUCUUCGGCCUCAUGCUGCAGCUCUACGUGCAGAUCUGCAAGAUCGUGAUGCGCCACGCCCACCAGAUCGCGCUGCAGCACCACUUCCUGGCCGCCUCGCCGCACUACGUCACCACGCGGAAGGGCGUGUCCACGCUGGCCAUCAUCCUGGGCACCUUCGCCGCCUGCUGGAUGCCCUUCACCGUCUACUCGCUGAUCGCCGACUACACCUACCCGCCGCUCUACACCUACGCCACGCUGGUGCCCGCCACCUACAACUCCGUCAUCAACCCCGUCAUCUACGCCUUCCGGAACCAGGAGAUCCAGAAGGCGCUGUGGCUGGUGUGCUGCGGCUGCGUGCCGGCCGGCGUGGCCCACCGCGCACGGACGCCCAGCGACGUCUGAGCCCGCAGACCCGG
This is a messenger RNA of Menidia menidia (Atlantic silverside), 1346 nucleotides long. The record is from the annotation of a GenBank genome assembly. Lineage: Eukaryota; Metazoa; Chordata; Actinopteri; Atheriniformes; Atherinopsidae.